Molecule: messenger RNA, 1058 nt
Organism: Brassica oleracea var. oleracea
Lineage: Eukaryota; Viridiplantae; Streptophyta; Magnoliopsida; Brassicales; Brassicaceae
Product: cryptochrome DASH, chloroplastic/mitochondrial-like
Exons: 10
Coding region: 203-850 (215 amino acids)
Biological process (GO): photoreactive repair
Molecular function (GO): DNA binding; FAD binding
Source: RefSeq, a predicted model, not a curated record
ACGCAUUGCCUUCUUCUUCAUCAUCAUCAAAGAGAAGCUGCAAAGGAACCACGAUCUUAGAGUUCUAGAUAACGACGCAUUGUACAAAGCUUGGUCUUCCUCUGAUACCCUUUUGCCUGUUUACUGUCUUGAUCCUCGUCUCUUUCACACUACUCACUUCUUCUCCUUCCCUAAAACAGGAGCUUUGAGAGGUGCGUUUCUUAUGGAAUGUUUGGCUGAUUUGAGAAAGAACCUGAUGAGAAGAGGAUUGAAUCUUCUUAUCCGGAGUGGUAAACCAGAAGACAUUCUUCCUUCUCUUGCCAAAGACUUUGGAGCUCAUACAGUGUUUGCUCAUGAAGAAACGUGCAGCGAGGAGCUACAUGUUGAGAGACUUGUGGAUAAGGCUUUGAAACGGGUUGGGAAUGGCACUAAGCUUGAGCUUAUUUGGGGAAGCACAAUGUACCACAAAGAUGAUCUUCCUUUUGAUGUUCUUGAUUUGCCUGAUAUCUACACUCAGUUUCGUAAGUCAGUGGAAGCGAACUGUAGGAUCAGAAGCUCCACUCGCAUUCCAGUUUCGAUAGGGCCAACACCUUGUGUUGAUAACUGGGGAGAUGUUCCAACUCUUGGUCAACUUGGACUUGAGCCACAAGAGGUGACCAGAGGAAUGAGAUUUGUGGGUGGUGAAAGCGCAGGACUAGGCAGAGUUUUUGAGUACUUUUGGAAGAAGGAUCUUUUGAAAGUGUACAAAGAGACGAGGAACGGCAUGUUAGGACCCGAUUACUCGACUAAAUUCUCUCCAUGGCUUGCUUUGGAUGUAUCUCUCCUCGGUUUAUCUAUGAAGAGGUUCAAAGAUAUGAAAGAGAAAGAAUAGCAAACAACUCAACAUACUGGGUGUUGUUUGAAUUACUAUGGAGGGAUUACUUUAGGUUUCUUUCAAUCAAAUGCGGCAACUCCUUAUUCCAUCUAGGUGGUCCAAGAGAUGUGCAAGGGGAAUGGAGUCAAGAUAAGAGGCUGUUUGAGUCUUGGAGAGAUGGCAAGACCGGGUAUCCUCUUAUAGAUGCAAACAUGAAGGAGUUAUC